CCUUCAGGCAGUGAUGGGGGGGAGGAGGAGGAGGAGAAGGGCGAGCUUAAACCCUAGCAUUGGACAGAACCCUGCGAGCCACCGAGAGAGGAGGAGAAACUGGUCGGAUUCCAAUGUCGGACAGUGAUUCUGAUGCUCCCGAGGAGUUCUCGGCGGAGCAGGGCUUGCACCAAGACGAAGAGUUAAGAAGGAUACAGAGCGACAAUAAGGCCAGGGUUAAACGAGAAGGAAAGGAACGUCGAAGAUUGUGGGCCCAAAGGAAGACACCACGGGCCUCCAAAGUGACCGAAGAUGUUCAAGAAGUUGGAGAAAGUGGGACAGAUAAGGAUGAAAAUGAGUACUUAAUCAACAAAGGAAUGCUUCCGAGUGACAUUGUUGAUAUGCUUGCAGCCCGGGAGAAGCAAGUAUUUCUUUCAGAUUCGGAGGAUGAGAAACCUGAGGCUAAGCCCACUAAAAGGAAGAAGCAUAAAAAAUCUGGGUCAGAGCCAGUUAUCUUGAACGAGAUACCGCCUCCCCAGUGCUUGCAGAAUUCCCUGGAUUUUCUCAAGAAAAGGAAAAUGCAGGUGGCGAGGUCGAACUUGAUUCUCAACAAUCCAAACCAAGCUUUGCGCUUCCUUUCUAACUCUGGCAUGUUGACUCAGAAAUGAUAAUAUACUGCAUCAAGUGAGGAUGAUUGCUUCGAUCUCUUGUUACUGAACAAUCACAUUUUUUGAGUGUAUCCGAUUGAGUACUUCUGAAUGCAAUGGGCCGUAGCAUUCUUUGCACUUUCGUUUAUUA
Messenger RNA from Punica granatum (pomegranate), 777 nucleotides. NCBI's taxonomy places the organism in Eukaryota, Viridiplantae, Streptophyta, Magnoliopsida, Myrtales, Lythraceae. The record is from RefSeq and is a predicted model, not a curated record.